Molecule: messenger RNA, 1298 nt
Organism: Prosopis cineraria
Lineage: Eukaryota; Viridiplantae; Streptophyta; Magnoliopsida; Fabales; Fabaceae
Product: cinnamoyl-CoA reductase-like SNL6
Exons: 5
Coding region: 240-1133 (297 amino acids)
Molecular function (GO): oxidoreductase activity, acting on the CH-OH group of donors, NAD or NADP as acceptor
Source: RefSeq, a predicted model, not a curated record
GUGCGUCCGUGUCUCUCUGUAUAUGCGCGUGUUCAAUAAUCUCUCAAAAACUGCAACUACCUCCUACCUAUCUACCCUCCACGCUCUUUGAAUGCUUUACCCCUCUCUUCUUUAUUUAUAUCUUCCUCUUCUCUCAACCUUAUUUCCAAUUCUCACUUCCCACCCGUCUCUCUCUAGCGUACGUUUUCUCUCAACCCAGAAACUUCGACACAUCUCCGUCCCAGCAGAGCACCAUUACUAUGGCACCCUCAUUUCAUGAUCCCUCUGUUAGCACCGUCUGUGUGAUGGACGCUUCGGGUCACCUUGGCUUCAAUUUGGUCAAGCAACUCCUCCAACGGGGCUAUACCGUUCAUGCUUCCGUUCAGGAUCAUGAGGAGCAAUUCCGUCGGCUCUCCGCGGAUUCCGAUAAGCUCAAGAUUUUCCGAUCGGACCCGUUUGAUUACCACAGCAUAAUCGAUGCGCUCAAAGGUUGCUCUGGCCUGUUUUACAACUUUGAGCCUCCCCAAGAUCAGCCUGAUUAUGAUGAAUACAUGGCGGAUGUGGAGGUGAGAGCUGCACACAACGUGCUGGAAGCUUGUGCUCAAACAGAGACGAUUGAUAAAGUGGUGUUCACAUCCUCGGCCACCGCAGUUGUAUGGAGGGAGGAUCGCAAAUCCCUCGAAUUAGACCUUGAUGAAAGGCAUUGGAGUGACGUCAAUCUAUGCCGAAAGUUCAAGUUAUGGCACGGGAUGUCAAAGACGGUGGCGGAGAAGACAGCGUGGGCGUUGGCGAUGGACCGAGGAGUGAACAUGGUGUCCAUAAACGCCGGCUUGUUGAUGGACGACCCUGAUCUCUCCAUCAAGACCCCUUACUUGAGAGGAGCCGCCGAGAUGUACGAGGACGGAGUGUUCGUGACCGUCGAUCUCGACUUCUUGGUGCACGCCCACAUCUGCGUCUUCGAAGACAUCUCAUCCUACGGUCGCUACUUGUGCUUCAAUCGCCUCAUCAACACUCACCACGACGCCCUCAUCCUCGCUCGCAAGUUGACUCCUUCUGCCCCUUCCAUGCCCCACAGUGAGGAUGGUAAAGGGUUUAUUGAGCAAAGACUGAGCAACAAGAAGCUGAACAAGUUGAUGGUGGACGUCCAGAGUUGAGUUUGAUUCAGCACCUUUAUGUAGGUUAAUUGGUUUGUGUAACAAAGUGUUGUUAUUACAUCAAUUAGAUAAGCCAAAGGCAAAAGUUGAUUGCCUCUGUGAUAAAAAAGGACGUCCAAUUUUUUAUUCUUAAUUUGUUGAAUGCAAAUGCCAGCCAUUUCCCAA